AUGAAGUUCUCUCAUUCGUUGCGCUUCAAUGCAGUCCCCGAGUGGGAUCAUGGCUACGUUUCAUACGAGGAUUUGAAGUCCAUCAUUUUUGAAUGUGAACGACAACGUGUGCAAGCUAUCAAUCAUGGAAGCGACAUUGAAGGCGGCGUUGACAACAAUCGACGAUCGAUAGCCAUUCAACAAGAACAAGACGAACAAGUUUUUGAAGCAGCAUUGGAUGCACAGCUGGAAAAGGUCAUCACAUUCUUUUCCCAGGUAUUCAGUGAUGUGGAAUCGCAAAUGGCGGAGCUCGAAGCCAAACUUGAGGCAUGCCCUGAAGACCCUUAUCCUGAUGGAGGUGUACGAGGAGGUGAUGAUCAUGGACUUGCUACCUUGGAUGGUCAAGAAGAAGAGUUUCAAUAUACACAAAAAACAGGUGCAUUGCAUACCACCGAUAUGCAUGCAGAACGAGAACAUCGUUUGAGUAGACAAUCACAAGAAAAGCUUGCAGUACCGGAAGCAACAUCAGGGCCUAGACACAAGGCGUCAUUCGAAUCACGACUGUCCACCCAAACCACACGCGAAAGUGAGCUUUAUGUGGAACAUCUUGCUGGAUUAAGAGCACAACUAGUACAACUUUACGUGCUUGUAUCAGAUGUCGAAUCGUAUAUCGACUUGAAUAGACGAGCAUUUGCAAAGAUCCUCAAAAAGCAUGAUAAAGUGCUUGGACGACGACUCAAGGAUCGCUAUUUACCACGCGUCGUAGCUGCAGCACCAUUCACACCAAAAACGGCCGCACAAUUGCAUAGAUACCUAACACGGGUCGAGCAAGUUUAUGCGGAUCUCUUUUGUGGUGGUCAAACAUCCAAAGCUGUAAGGCAAAUGAAGACCCAUUUACGAGAUCAGCUGACGUAUGAGCGCAACACCGUAUGGAAAGACAUGGUCCAUCAAGAACGACAGCAACAUGGAGCCCAAUACAAGCAUGAUGACACCAAGAUGUAUCGGCUAUUGCCAUCUCUCCUUGUUCCUGCCAAACGGGUGCAUUCGGCAGCUUGCCUAUUAUUUGCUCUUGUGGUGUUUGCGGUAUUGAUGAAUGUUCCCAUUUUUGCGCAACGACAAGAAACCCGAUGCUUUGCAUUAUUGAUGUUGGCCGCCAUAUUAUGGGCUACAGAAGCAUUGCCAUUGUACGCAACAUCUCUAUUGAUUCCUUUUCUAAUUGUACCACUUGGUAUCAUGCGUGAAACGGAUGGCACACCCAUGUCAGCACACGAUGCAGCCGAAGCAGUAUUUUCAUCCAUGUUUAGUGGCACCAUCAUGAUGUUACUUGGUGGGUUUGCAUUGGCAGGUGCAUUAUCCAAAUAUGGUAUUGCCAAAGCAUUUGCAUCGCAUGUCUUAUCACAUGCAGGCACACGUCCUCGUUGGGUGUUAUUGGCAACCAUGGCAGUGGCGGCAUUUCUCAGCAUGUGGAUUAGUAACGUAGCAACGCCCGUGCUAUGCUUUUCUUUGGUCGAUCCCAUUUUGCGUACACUGGAGCACGAUUCACCCGUAGCACCAUGCCUGUUGCUAGGCAUUGCAUUGGCGAGUUGCAUUGGAGGAAUGAUAUCACCCAUUUCAUCACCACAAAACAUCAUCACAUUGCAAUACAUGCAACCCAAUCCAGGAUGGGGUGCUUGGUUUGCUGUUGCCAUGCCAAUCUCUAUUUUAUCCAUUCUCAUCUGCUGGUGCUUGUUGCUGGUGGUUUAUCGGCCCGAUCGUGCAUGCCAACAUCUCAACAGCAUCAAACCUGUCAAGGGUCGUAUCACCCCACAGCAAAUCUUUGUCAUGGUCAUCACUAUCAUUACGGUCAUUCUCUGGUGCGUCGAAUCAUCCAUUGAGCAUACAAUCGGUAGCCCUGGUGUCAUCGCUGCCAUCCCACUCUUUGUAUUUUUUGGUACCGGUUUACUUGGCAAGGAUGACUUGCAUGCUUUCUUAUGGAGUGUAGUGAUCCUUGCACAAGGAGGAAUGGCUCUUGGUAAUGCUGUUACCUCAUCUGGGCUGUUGCAAGAUAUUGCACUUGGUAUCAAAAGCGGCAUUGAUCAGCUACAUCCAUUUGCUAUCCUGUUUAUAUUUGCUGCACUUGUCCUUGUGUUUGCUACUUUUGUAUCACAUACGGUGGCGGCAUUGAUUAUUGUUCCCAUUGUUCAAGAAGUGGGUCAACACCUACCUGUUCCACAUCCCAAUUUGCUAGUGAUGGGCGCUGGUCUCGCCUGUUCAGCAGGAAUGGGAUUACCAGUGUCAGGCUUUCCCAACAUGUCAGCUGUCAUGCUCGAAGAUUCACGUGGCAAACAAUAUCUCACCACACGCGAUUUUAUUGUCACUGGAAUCCCCAUCAGCAUCGUUGCUACUCUCCUUGUUUGCACACUUGGCUAUGGUAUCAUGUCAGCCAUGGGCUUCUAA
Lichtheimia ornata is the source of this 2415-nucleotide messenger RNA. RefSeq lists its product as uncharacterized. Gene Ontology annotation, cellular component: membrane. The record is from RefSeq and is a predicted model, not a curated record. Gene Ontology annotation, molecular function: phosphate transmembrane transporter activity. Bases 1 to 2415 code for a protein of 804 amino acids. Lineage: Eukaryota; Fungi; Mucoromycota; Mucoromycetes; Mucorales; Lichtheimiaceae. The transcript is spliced from 3 exons. Gene Ontology annotation, biological process: polyphosphate metabolic process; phosphate ion transport; monoatomic anion transmembrane transport.